AUAUGAUAUAUAUGUGUGUAUGUCUCUAAUGAGGGGUAACAGGAUUACAUCAAUCAAUCAAUCAUGAUAAUGUGCAAAAAUAAUACAAUAACGUCGAUUUUCUUUACUGUUAUUUAGAAAAAUAAAAUAAAAAUUGUUGUCGAGUCCUUACAACCUACUACUUAUUGUAUCAGUAUUAUUCUCGUAUUAUUCAAGAAUCGCAAGUCGAUUUUUCUUUAAAAAUAAAACAAUUAAAUUAGUCCGUUACGAUUACAAAUAAAUUGAUUGCAACCAUGCGAUGAGUUCAAUUAUUGAAAUCUAGUAGAAGUAGGUAGUUGUAGGUAGGCUAUUUGCCACAUAUAACUACGUAUAGGAAAUGAAGUUGUGAAAGAGCGUGUUUGGUUAAAUUCUUUCCAAAAUGCAGUCUAGAAUCAUAUUUUGUACAGUACAUUUUAUUAUUUACGCUCUUCCACAAGGAAAUACAAAAACGUUAAAAUUUGAUUCAUCUAUAGAAGUGGGCAGCAAUAUCACAAGUAUCCUUCAAAAUUUAACAACUUACUUGCAAAGCUUACAGAUGAAGAAUCCAGAUUUAAACAGAGACCUAACAGUUAAUGCACAGAUACCGCAAGUAGAAUCAGAGGGGUCGAAUAAAUUAAAAGAACGUAUAAUGCAACUAAUUAAAGGCAUGGCAAACAAAGCUGGACCCUCAACGACCCCUACCCAAUACCAAGGUAGGAGCAGGAAAGAGGAAAUACCGGAUGUUGUAGAGGAAUCGAAAGGAACACCUAUGCUGAACUGGCAAGAUUUCUGGGAGAUUGUGAAAAAAAUGAUGAAUAAUGUAGCCCUCACUCUAGCCAAUAAACCUUCACAGGCCAUCGUACAGGAGGCAGAUCAGAAAAAAGAAUAUAGUCUACUACAGAACAUGAAAUCAGGAAGAGUUCGUGGACCAGUUCACGUAUAUGGACAUCACAGCGGCAGCAGAGAAGAUGAUUGAUAUAAUUGAGUUGUAAUAAAAAAUAAAUACAUUUUUGUGGUUA
Cydia pomonella (codling moth) is the source of this 1016-nucleotide messenger RNA. RefSeq lists its product as uncharacterized. The transcript is spliced from 4 exons. Bases 398 to 973 code for a protein of 191 amino acids. The record is from RefSeq and is a predicted model, not a curated record. Lineage: Eukaryota; Metazoa; Arthropoda; Insecta; Lepidoptera; Tortricidae.